AUGGGAAUUUCUAAACUUUGCUGUCAUAAUUCGGAGUCAGGUUUGAACUCUCGAACGCCAUUCUUCCAACGCUUUGCCUGUGGAGUCGGUCACGUGAUGAAUGACAUCACUCGUCAGCUUCUGUUUUCGUUUCGUUUGGUUAUAUUUAUGCAAGUGUUUGGUCUCUCUGCUGCCAAUGCCGGCUGGUUGAUGCUUUACGGACUUAUCACUGCUACAACAUCUUCAGCAAUCGGCGCGUUCCUGAUUGACAACGUCAAAAUUCCGUAUUUGUCCAAGACGCUUGGAAAAAGGAAGGCCUGGCAUUUGAUUGGUACUAUGGUGGGUGCAAUCGCCAUUCCACUCUACUUCAGCUCCUGUUUCCUUUGUCAGAGCGAUCAAGGGCAAUGGCAACAGAUGAUAUGCAUCCCAGUUCUUAAUACAAUCUUGUCAUUUUCAUUCGGCUUGAUGGAAAUUAGCCAUCUUUCGAUUAUUCCUGCCAUCGCUAAAGAUCAAAGCGAAGCUGUUGAAUUAAACGCAUGGAGGUACAUUGGCAUAUUUUUUUUUUAUUCUCUCAGUAACAUUAAAUUGAAAUUUCUUUUUCAAUCGACGUAGUUUUAAGUCAAGUUAUUCGUCAAUGUUUCAGGUGAACUGAGGAGACAUUUGUAAAGUCGGAAGUUUUCUUAUCACAUUUUAUUCGUUUUCUUAAAGGACUGCUUUUUCCUUCUUGAGUGGCAUUAUGACCUUCAUCGUUGCAUGGUUGAUAAUAGGACAAGAUAGCAGCGAAAAUAUAUCGGCAGAGAACUCGAUGGAUUUUACGGUAUGAGUACUUGGAAUAUUACUUAAACAAUAUCUCUUGCACGCACGAAAGCACAUUCUUUUAGCUUCUUUUCUCCUUUAAUUACAUUUCAGGUUUUGACUUUAAUUCUGGUUGGAAUAAGUCUACUAUUUGCUGUAAUCUUUCACGUUGGAACAAAAGAACCUUCUGAAGAAAGUGUUGGACAACUAUCCAAAACAAAUCGGUAAGAUUUGGUAAAUGUUUACCUAAUAACCCACCCUUAAUAAAAAUCUGGAACUUUUAAAUAUUAAAUAAUUAAUUGUAACUCAGGGUAACAGCUUUUCCGCGUAACUUAAAUCGUUACGGAUCGGAAGGUGCAUUACAGAGAACGCAGAGAGUUCCAAACUGACUUUAGCACUAGGACCAAGCUCGCUUUAGACCAUACGGAGAAGACAAACUAUAAAAAAAUGAAGUUAUAUGUUUAAUAAGAAUAUGAAACUAAGCUAAGAUGCCUUUUUAGCUCUAAACUGGCCUUCAAUGCGAUUAUUUUUAAAACUGUUUUCUCCUCUACUCUUUCUUUAGAGAAAGAUAUCUUUUAUUCCAUCACACACCCUGGUUAGGGCGAUGACGUUGCAAAGAAAAGGUAUGAUUAAUUAAUUCAACCGAAAUUUAUCAAGUGUACUGAGCUUCACCAAUUCAGUUUGGACACUACAAUUACGUUUGGCAUGAUGCAGGGAAUCGUAUCUCCAAAUUAAACAUGACAUGGUACAGCCCAGUUAUUUUCUUGGAAUAGAUUUUCAGGUUACGCGGCUUUUUGUUGCCUGUUGUCGGUUACCAUUCAUAUUCGUUCAACAUGACGUCACGUCCGCCAUAUUGUUUAGUUACAAAACUAUAAAACGGCAGCCAUGUUGGUGUAUCAAACCAGUCCUUUGAUAGCUGAACCUUUUUCUUGUGUAAAAACAUUCUUUUGUUCCAAUAAAUUUGCGUAGCAACAGGCCAUGUGAGUGGAAACGCUUUAUACAGCUAUUUUGAGAAAGGUUGUCGCAAAGGUUGUGCACGCGACAAUCCCGGAAGGUAAUAUGGGAUAUGAUCAAUACACUGUUCCUAACACAAGUACAGUAGCUGUCGAACUUACUUUUUUUGCUUUCCACAAGCACUCGCAAACAUACGUCCAUGGCCUCUCGUGCCAUUCUCUCAAAUUUCCUGGAGGAACUUGAGUGAACGCAAUGCACCCACAUUACCUUUCGGGAUUGUCGCCUGCACUUUUUCCGACAUCCUUUCUCGAAAUAGCUGUGUAUUGCAGUAAUUGUAACUGCAGCAGCUUUAAGUUACAAGUUAAUUAAGUUUUUAACAAUUUCAUUUUUGUUCUGCCAAGAUGUGAAUCUUCAAAAGCAAACAAUGCGUGACGCUUUCAUCGAUGGUAUGAAGGCCAAGGCCGAAGGAAAUAAUACAGGCGACACUGAGAAACAACCUUCGAGAAAGCAGAGUUUUCCGAGGCGCUUUAUCCAAGCCCUAUUUUCUAAUGAAGAAAAUGACGAAAAUAUAGCUGGAGAACAAUUACCGGCUGACAUCAAGAGCUUGAAUGAAUCAGCUUCCAAACGCUCAGGCGAGAUAGACGGGUGUUCUUCUUUUAAACCAAAAGAUCAGGGCGAGGAAGAAAUGUUAAAAGGUGUCAAACGUUUGCCUAAUGAACGAAAAAUAAGUGUUCUUGUGAGUAUAGUUUAUGGAUUGAUAGGAGUUGACCCCGCUACUGAUGAACAGAUGAACGAAGAGUCAAAGAUGGAUACAAACUCUGCGUCACCAGGGAACAUUGUUGAUAAAGUAAACGGCAUUCAAGGAACAAACAUCGGAAAAGGAGAAACAGAUUUCACAGCUAACUCUUCAGUUUCUAUCGAGCACCUUGGUGUUGACAAUAAAGGAUAUAAGUGUGAAACAGAAUUGGGUGUUCCUGCGUUACAAACCAACACGACCAAAACAGUUCCCCGAGUUACAUCUGGUGACCUCGAAUCUGCACGUCCAGCUUCGCCCACACCUAAGACAGUACGAGCCUGGCUCAAGGAUCCACAUAUAUAUAAGGUGAUUUAGGUUCUUGGUUUUUUUCUGCUUUUGCUUUUUUAUAUUGGGAUUUGUAAGUUUUUCUGCAUGGAAUUAGUUACCCAUCCAGUUCUGAUCGAAAAUUUUGUCUGUUUGUGGUUUUUUCACGUAGGUGGCUAUCAUCUUCACGUGCACAAUGUCUGUCAUAAGCCUGGCGUAUGCCUAUCUUCCAUUGUUUCUUAUCUACAGAGUACAGUUUGGAAAGGUAAGGGCCGGGGAUAAGGUAUAUAUAUACUCACAAAAAGUAGACACAUAGCUAGUGCCACCUUCGCUAAGUCAUUUUCAGGAGCAUGCAUCUAGUACAAGUUCUGUAUUGAUAUACCGCACCCGUAUUGGACACUAUAGACCAUAUAUGGAUGAUACCUUAAUACAAAAAUUAGACACAUAGCCAGUGCCACCUGCGCAAACUCAUUUUCAGGAGCAUGAAGCGUCUAGUACAAGUGCGGUGUAACUGCAUGGAAGGCCGGGUCCCGGGCUUCCUUUUAAUCACACCAAAUCCUGCUGCAUUUCCAAAUUUUUCAAAACAGUGAAAAUACCUUGUUUGAAAUUGAAACUGAAAAGGUGAAAUUAAAGGCUACUGGCAAUCCGAUUUUUCUCUUAGAUCCGUUAGUCACAACUAACGCCUACGUUUUUCGCCCCUCGCAGCUUCAUCAUCUCACCGCUCGUGGGCGCCACCACCGUAACUUUGGAGAAAAUAAGAGACUCUUUGCAGACCAAAAAAAUAUGUACUUUCUUCCUUGUACUUUUUGCACCCCUCAUUUCGAGAUAACUAGCUUCAUUUGUUACGUCUCUAAAUUUACGCUAUGAAUCUAGUACAAUGAUUUGCUUUUCCUUUGACAAGACCACCAAAAUUGUUUAGUUAGUUAACUUUGAUUACGUUAAUUUUAACUCUCGUGUUUUCAUUUUUUUCAGUGGUGUUUUGUCCUUGCUGCCCUCUUCGUGAUUACAGCUGGUGUAUGGUUUUAUUUCAUCACCAAGUCCAACAGAGUAAUGACCUACCCAGCCACUGUGUUACUGGGUUUUGGAUUCUCCGCCAUGCUCGUGAAUGCACUAAGCUUCGCUGCAGAACUCAUUGGAGACAACAAAGUGAGUUCACUCAUUUAAAUGCCGAAGAAAGGGACGACGAUUAAGAUUAUUUUUUUAAAAAAACUACAAAGAAUAGCCAUGUCACACCAUAACCCUUUGAUUAAAAAAAUACUUACAUUUUAAAAAUACUUAUUAAUUUUCUCCUUUUUGGUUUUGGAAUAUCAUUUCUUGCUGAUCGGGUAUUUUCUUUCUACGUUAUAGAGCACAUCUGGUGUCGUAUUUUCUUUUAUGAGUUUGAUGUCAUACCUAACUAGCGGAACAUUGAUCACCACAAUACAGAAUUUGUUUCCUGAAGGAAGGUAA
Messenger RNA from Porites lobata, 4237 nucleotides. The record is from the annotation of a GenBank genome assembly. NCBI's taxonomy places the organism in Eukaryota, Metazoa, Cnidaria, Anthozoa, Scleractinia, Poritidae.